AUGAGUGACGUUAACGAAGCUACAAGUUUGGAGCGCCUAAGAGACGUGCUCAUCAACAACACAGGAGACAUAAAACUGGCUCACAGGUUUCGGGCACUCUUCUUCCUGAAAUCCAUCGGCGCAGAGUACAACGAGAAGCCAGAAGAUGCCAACAAAGCCAUUAAGUAUAUUGGCGAGUGUUUUGCCGACUCUUCAGAGCUUUUGAAACACGAGGUGGCAUAUGUGCUGGGACAAACAAAGAACAUGACCAGUGCUCCCAUCUUGAGAGAUGUACUGGAAAGCAAGGAACAGCAGGUUAUGGUACGUCAUGAAGCUGCAGAAGCAUUAGGAGCUUUGGGAGAUAAGGACUCUCUCGAUUUACUGGUUAAAUACUACGAGGACCCUGCAGAAGUGGAAGAGAUUCGCCAGACUUGCGAGUUGGCCAUUGAGAGGAUCAAAUGGGAGAACUCUUCGAAGGCCAAAGAAGAGAAACUGGAGACUUCUCUAUACGAGUCCAUUGAUCCAGCUCCACCUUUGGCUAUCGACGGAUCCAAUACAAAGAUCUCCAAGCUUCAAAAAAUUUUGAAUGACCAGAAUACCCCAUUGUUUGAAAGAUAUAGAGCCAUGUUUAGACUGAGAGAUAUUGGUACUGACGAGGCAGCUUUGGCUUUGGCUACGGGAUUCAGCGACCCAUCCGCUUUAUUCAAACAUGAAAUUGCAUACGUAUUUGGGCAGCUGAGUAACCCUGUUACUGUCCCAUCUUUGGUACAGGUUCUGAAGGACACCUCUCAAGCGGCCAUGGUGCGUCACGAGGCGGCUGAGGCUCUCGGAUCUAUUGCUACCGACGAAGUCUUGCCUAUUUUGCAGGGUUUCCUCAAGGAUGAAGAUGAGGUUGUUAGAGAUAGUGCUGUGGUCGCUUUGGAUAUGUAUGAGUAUGAGAAUUCCAAUGAGGUUGAAUACGCUGCUGUUUAA
Komagataella phaffii GS115 is the source of this 951-nucleotide messenger RNA. Its product is annotated as Deoxyhypusine hydroxylase, a HEAT-repeat containing metalloenzyme that catalyses hypusine formation. NCBI's taxonomy places the organism in Eukaryota, Fungi, Ascomycota, Pichiomycetes, Pichiales, Pichiaceae. Gene Ontology annotation, molecular function: deoxyhypusine monooxygenase activity. Bases 1 to 951 code for a protein of 316 amino acids. The record is from RefSeq and is a predicted model, not a curated record. Gene Ontology annotation, biological process: peptidyl-hypusine biosynthetic process. The transcript has a single exon.